AUGACAGCAACAACAUCAUCAUCAACAUCUUCACCACCAACUUUCCUUGAUGGAAUAUUUCGAAAUCGCCAUUCGCGUGGUGAAUGUAUUAGCCCUUUAGAAUUAGAAGCAAUUGUUGCUGUUCAACAAUUUGCUGUUUUUGUUGAAAGUAUUGCUGUCUCCGAAAUGCCACAUUGUUUAGAAUUAACAAGUAAAGGUUGGAGGGUUACUUCUCUCCGAACAGAUUGUAUGCAUGGAGACUUUACAAAAAUGGAAAUGUUUACAAAUUAUUAUAAUUCUUUUAAUGAAUUAAUGAAUUUUAUUUCACCUAAAUAUCAAAAUUUAAAAGAAAAUGAGGAGGAGGAAUAUAUUAAUAAUAAUAAUAAUUUUCAUCACAAUUCAACAGAAUGUUCAAGUAAUUCAAUAAGUGAUUCAGAAGAAUUAUUUAGCAGCAAUAAUAGUUUGUAA
Molecule: messenger RNA, 447 nt
Organism: Meloidogyne enterolobii
Lineage: Eukaryota; Metazoa; Nematoda; Chromadorea; Rhabditida; Meloidogynidae
Source: the annotation of a GenBank genome assembly